CCCGCCUGGGCAUCAACGUCUGCCGGGCAGGUUUCAAGAGCCGAGAGCCGGCGAGCAGCGGGGGAGCCCCUCGCUCACAGCCCGCAGCUCCAGCCUCCGCCCCCAGCCCCCGCAGCCGGUACCCCCGCCCCGCAGCCGCCCCGACUCAUCCUCCGCGGCCCCGGGGCAGCGGGAGGCGCAAGGGGAUGGGGACUGGAGAGGCGAGGAGGAGGAGAAGGAGCGGGGGAGCUGCCUCCCCUUGCGGCACGCACCAGUAACCAACCGCCCGGGCCGGGGAGCCGCCGCGGCCCCGCCGCCCCUCCGCGCACGGCGGCGGGGAACCCCCGCACCCCCACUGCCGCCGAGCAGCAGCCUGAGGCUGCGGCUGCCAUAGCGACGCUGAGGACGCCGGCGCCGAGCGGAGCGCGGGGUACGGAGCCCGGACAUGCCCUUCACCGAGCGCGCCUACUACCCGCCGCCGGCGGGGGGAACCGGGGCCGGCGCGGGGCCGGCGCCGUUUCCCGCCUUCCAGUUCCGCGGCCGCCAUGAGGGCCCGGACUGGCGGCGGCUGAGCGCCGUGGACGUGGGCCGAGUGUCGCGGGAGGGGGACGUGGCGGCCCUGCAGGAGCACCUGGAGCACGUCACCUUCUGCAGCGCCGAGCGGGAGCGCUGCCCCCACUGCCAGGGCCCCGCCGACCCGCUGCUGCUCAAGCUGCUGCGCCUGGCGCAGCUCUGCACCGAGUACCUGCUGCACUCGCAGGAGUUCCUCAGCGCCCAGCUCGGCAGCCUGGAGGAGGCCCUGCGGACGGCCCAGGCCCAGCGCGACCAGCUGGGCAAGGAGGUGGCCCAGCGCCUGCAGGAGAUCAAGGGGCUCAAGGAGGAGUGCCGCCGCAGGAAGAAGAUGAUCAGCACCCAGCAGAUGAUGCUGGAGGCCCGAGCCAGCUACCACCAGUGUCAGUUUUGUGAAAAGGCUUUCAUGAACUAUUCCUUUUUACAAAGUCACAUGCAAAGGCGUCAUCCGGAAGAAUCUCAGAUUGAGCAGAAGAGGAAAGCAAAGACAGACAAAUUGCAGGAUGAGAUUGAUAAACUGAAGGAGCAGUUGCAGCUCACCAGGUCUCAGCUAGAGGCUGAACAACAGGCUAAUAUGGUCAGGUUUUCUAAGGAGUGUGAACAGCAAAAAUCAAAAGAGGAAGAAAUUCUACAGUCAUUUCAUAAAUGGAAAGAGGAGGAAAAAGAGAAAUUGGCUGAUGAAAUAGAAAAAGUGAAACAGAUGUUUAUGAAAGAGCUUAAGGAGUUAUCUUCAAGAAAUUCAACAUUAGAAAAUCAACUGUUAGAAUUACAAAAGUCCAAUAUGCAACAAAAGUCCAAUUUAGGGACACUGAAAGACAGCCAAGAAUUUAUGGAAGAGAAACCUCAGAGUCCUCAGGAUUAUCACAAUGUGGUUAAGCUUCUUGAAAAACAGGAAAGUAAGUGGACAUCUAGAAUACAAGCCCUUCGUCAUGACCAUGCGACAGAAAAGUCACUGCUACUGUCACAGAUUGAGAAGCUCAAAUCAUCAGUGAGGGAAGACCUGAAUAAAAAUAACACCUUUUACAAGAGGAGGAUAGAAGAAUUGGGGCAGAGGCUUCAAGAGCAGAAUGAUCUGAUUAUUACUCAGAAGAAGCAGAUAAAAGAAUUGUCCACAAGAUCAGUUGCAAGCAUUAAACCAUAUGAUGUGAAUACGACUGUAGAGCAUCUUGAGGAAUCUAAACCAAGUCUGCCAUUGGCACAUGAGCAGGCACCCUUGGUGCAUAUGCUGGAACCCAUAGAGGAGCUUUCAGAAGAGGAAAAAGAAGCUGAGAAAGGUGAUCAUAAAACAGGUAGAAGCAACCACCAUUUAAUAAAUGCUUUGAAGACUGAUCCUUCUUUAACUAAAGAAUUACGAGUUGUUUUGGAGCAAGCCCUGGAGGAGAAGCUGGAAACCUUGGGAAUUAAAGCAGGUGUUCGCGGUAUCCCAAAUGAUCGCUUAAAUAAAAUUUUGCGUGCAAUUGAAUCUGCCAGAGAAUGCAAACGGAAGCAUGAGCCUGACAUUCAGCGAAUUCGAGAGCACCUUGAACGUCAAGUUAGCUUUAGGGUUGAGGAGAAAUCAUCAUCUUGUUAUAGACCCGUUUCCUAUCCUCAGCUUCCUCCGCAAGAUAAACAGAAGUUCAGUCAAUUGGGAAUUUCUGCAUCUGCCACAGCACAAAAGCCAGUAAAACGGUCUUCAACAGCCGUCCGCCCAGCUGAACAAAGAACAGCCAUCGCUCAGAAUACGUCAACACCAAAAUCCAGGAAGCCUUUUGUAAACGAAGUUUCCAGAAGGACAUCUAGUACCACAACUCCACCAUUCAGUUCAGAGGAAGAAGUAGAUGAAGAUGAUAUUAAGCAGUCUUACAUAUCACCAGAAUUAUUGGAAAAGCUGUCAAAAACAUCAAGCAGCAACGUCAGCGCUUUUCAGAAGAUUCCUGCCAAAAGCAAUAUGGAUGGGAUGGAGGAAAGUGAAAUUGAAGAAACUGGAACACCUGCCAAAACUUCAAAAGGAGCAGUUAUUCAAAAACUGACUGAACAAGUUGGAAAGAGCCUUUCUAACCAUGGAAAUAAGAACAAACCAGCUGGAGGGGUUAAUGUUGCACAGGCAUUUAUUAAGAAAGAAGAGGUGCAAGAACUGAAGUUCACAGAAGCUGAUGAAGAUGAUUGGGAUAUAUCAUCAGUAGAAGACUUUCUAUUGACGAAAGAUAAGGCUCAGAAGCCACUGACGGUUCAUAAAAAUGAGUCAAAUGCUCCUGCUGUGGUACAGGCGUGGGGUCUUCCCAAGAGAAAUGCACCAAAGGAAGAAGUCCUGCAAGAAGCUGAGAAUACAAGCACGUUAAAAAGCAGCUUAGUCACUGUAACAGAUUGGAGCGAUUCUUCGGAUGUAUAAUUGCUGCACUCCUGAUGGGAGGCGCUGCUGUCUGGGUCUGUUUCCCUUGAAAAUGUAGUUGAAAACAUCAAGUGUUUUCUCUUCAUUUCUCAUGCAGGUCAUGUAAUAAGAAGGAAAACUUUGUACAGAGCUCCUGUGUCUUUCAGUCCUGAAUUUGAAACAAGAAUAUUCAUAUGCACAUUACUGGCCAUGUCUGUUUGGAAAUUGAGAGUUAAUUCCUCUUUCUCGUGAACUUAGUGGUGAAAAUCUCUUUGAUUUCAUUGAGGUGAAGAUCUUGCCUCUAAUGUUUACAUUAAAGAUUGAAACUGGUCUUGCAAGAAAGCCUGUUAAGCAAUGAACAGAGUUUACUCCAGAGUAUUACUUUUUAAAUUUUUAGAUGCAUAUUUUCUUGGUUUUUUUAUCAUAAACUUUAUAUAGAAUUGUGAACAUUUUAAAUAAAAUAUUUCCAUCUAUGAAAAUGCUACAUUUCUAACAUGGUAUACAAUAAACACCAAAUGAAAAGAAAAACAGGCCUUAGCUUUAAAACUAGUUAUGAAAUGCCUCCUAUUUUGGGAAGGUUUUGUUGUUUUAUUUUAAAUUAGACUCGAGUCUUGGUUAACAUAAAAGCACAAAAACUGGAAAAAAUAAGCAAAUGUCAAGCUAAGGUGAGGAAAAUACUGACUUGCCAUUGCACAAAUACUUUCAUGUUUCUGUUUCGUCCAUAUUGGCUGCCUUCUUAAAAAAAAAACAAUGGUGCUUUCACUUCAGUGAAAUACAAAAAUAAAGUAACAGAAAAAGA
Columba livia (rock pigeon) is the source of this 3695-nucleotide messenger RNA. It is a transcript of the gene DZIP1, whose product is annotated as DAZ interacting zinc finger protein 1. Bases 425 to 2917 code for a protein of 830 amino acids. The transcript has 20 exons. NCBI's taxonomy places the organism in Eukaryota, Metazoa, Chordata, Aves, Columbiformes, Columbidae. Gene Ontology annotation, cellular component: cytoplasm; ciliary basal body. Gene Ontology annotation, biological process: cilium assembly. The record is from RefSeq and is a predicted model, not a curated record.